AUGGCGACCUUUUUUCAGAGUGUUCGCCAGGGGUUCGGCAGAGGGGGUAACAACAAGAACAACAACAAUAAUAACAACAAUAAUAAUUCCUCUAAAAUGAACAACGGUCAAUCUCCUGUUCCCCCAGCCCCGCAGCCGGCCCAUCUACCCAACUCUGCCUCUCCUACUCUGCCGGUUGAAAGCUCCGGCCUCAAUGAUAACGAUGCUCCCAAGUAUUUCUUCCAAGAGAAGUACGCCCCGCUUAAUGUCAAGGGAAAUUUUUUAACUCUGUGUGCUUGUCCGAAAAAUGUGGAGCUUGGGGAGUGGUUGGCUCAUCAGAUUGUGGAACAGUAUCGCCUGCUUCAUGGCAUGCUACAGGUCAUUCAGGAGCCGAAUGGCCCCUCGGGCCUACCAAUCUGCAAUGAGAACACUUGCCCUACUAUGUCUGCUGGACGUUUGACAUACACUUGGCUCGUGGACGGUCGUGCCGCUAAAAUUUCAGCUCCCAAGUUCAUAAACCGUGUCGAGAAAUGGAUUGUUAGCAAAAUCCAUGACCCUGUUAUGUUUCCGACCACUCCAGUGCAUGGUGUACCAAUUACCGCUGCUCUUAACGAUGUCGAUGCAGCGACGUCGGCUGCACCAGGCACUGUAUCUGCAGAUUCCUGGAUAGGCAAGUCAAGUGGUUUCCCACAGACUUUCUACAAGGACUGCCAAGGGAUUAUGAAGCAAAUGUUUCGUUGCUAUGCCCACAUCUACCAUGCCCACUGGCUGAAUCCUUUUUGGCAUAUCAAUAAGCAUGACAUCCUUAACAUGUGCUUUGUCCAUUUCAUUACUGUUGCGAAGUACUAUAAGCUUGUUGCCGACAAGGAAAUGGAGCCCAUGCAGCCUCUGAUUGACCUGUUCAUCAGGCAGCAAAGGAUUCCUCCGGAGGCUCUCAAUGGCGGCCACUGGGCGCAGCAGACCUCUAGCUGA
Messenger RNA from Monascus purpureus, 951 nucleotides. The record is from the annotation of a GenBank genome assembly. Lineage: Eukaryota; Fungi; Ascomycota; Eurotiomycetes; Eurotiales; Aspergillaceae.